This is a messenger RNA of Chionomys nivalis (European snow vole), 813 nucleotides long. RefSeq names its product coiled-coil glutamate rich protein 2 (gene Ccer2). The transcript is spliced from 5 exons. Lineage: Eukaryota; Metazoa; Chordata; Mammalia; Rodentia; Cricetidae. The record is from RefSeq and is a predicted model, not a curated record. Bases 1 to 813 code for a protein of 270 amino acids.
AUGCCGCGCCGUGCACCCACCUCCGCAGCGCUGCUGUUGCUGCCCCCGCUGUUGGCACUGCUGCUGGGGACUGCCUCCUCGGUUCCCCUGGCGCCCAGACCCUCCAAGGAGGAGCUAACCCGUUGUCUAGCAGAGGUGGUCAUGGAGGUGCUGACACUGGGCCAGGCCCAGAGAGGCCUCUGCACAGCUCUGCUCCACAAAGAGAUAUUCGAGACAGAGCCCCAUGGCUGUGUGUACCUUGAGGAGAAGAGGUUACUGGGUGAGGACUUCAACAAGCAGGAGACUGGAAAGAUGAGGUCCAGUCAGGAGAUAAGGGACAAGGAAGAGGAGGAAGCAGCAGAGAGGACCCACAAGUCUGAGGUGCGGGAACAGGCCAUCCAUACACAGCUCCACAGCCAGCUUCACCGGGAAGAGGAGAAAGAGGAGGAAGAAAAGAGGCAGCCACAGAAGACCUUUGAGCAUAUGUGGGAACAUCUAGAGGGUGCCAGGGCCCCCCAGAAGCGGGUGGCUGAGAAGGCCAGUGAUGAGGAGACGGCCCGGUUUCAGGCAGAGGAGAAGGGCAUGCACCUCCUGGGUAGAGGUCAUAGUCUGUGGCAGGGGAGUGAGAUGGCGGGGGGAGAAAGGCACGAAGAGUCCUCGAGCCAUCGUCACCACCUGGAGCAGCCGGGCACCAAGGCCAAGCAGGAGGAAGAGGCAGAGGAGGAGGCAGCUUCAGAGCAGGAGGAAGACGAUGUGGAACAGCUAGAGCGCAUGAAGGAGCAGCUAAAGAAGGCCACCGCCAUGCUGGGAGAGGCACUUCGGAGGGAAGGCUGA